UGCGAAUUUGAUAGUAUUUCUCAAGUCUUCAAAAUGAAGUACUGCAUCGUAACACUUUUAUUGGUAUGCGCUGUAUCAGCGGCUCCAGCAAAUGAGAAUGCGGAAGCGGAUGUACAAUCAGCUCAGUUUGGAAUGAACCAAUUUAAUGCAUAUAACGCUCAUCUUCCAUAUUAUUAUCCAGGAAUGUACAAACAAAACUCAAUGGACUAUGGUUCUGAACACCAUCAAGGUGCUUUAAAUCCAGAAAAAUAUAUGAGUAUGAAGGAUGAGGACUUCCCAGUUGAUUAUAGCUUACAAUGCUCAAACUCUUGUGGAUGUCGUCAAACAUGUACAGUUAUUUGGUGGCAACCAUGCACAUGCCGAUGCCCACCACCUUGUGGAUGUAAUGGAUGUAUUUGGGGAUGCUGUGGAAAUACAUGCUGUAAUCAAGGAACCACAUCUACAACAACACCUACAACAACUACAACAACCCCAACAACAACAACAACCGUUACAACAACACGAGCACCUGAUGCAGGUGUACCAACAAAUCCACCUUGUAAUGGAGGAUCAUGCUGUAAUAGUUGCUCAUGCAUGCCUUGCAUGAUGCCUAUUUUCUGGAUGUGCCCACCAAGAUGCGGAGGUGGAUGCUGCGGAGGAUCAUCAAAUAGCUGCUGCAAUGGAACAAACAAUAGCUGUUGUAAUAAUAACACAUCAAAUUGCUGUAACGGUUCAAAUAAUAGCUGCUGUGGAAAAUAAAUUCGAUCGCAUUAAAUCUAAUGCUUAUUUCAUUUUGAUUUGUGUAUUUUUAAAACAAAAAAAUUAAGAACCAAUAAAAAUUGUUUUUAAUAUUAGAG
Molecule: messenger RNA, 836 nt
Organism: Chironomus riparius
Lineage: Eukaryota; Metazoa; Arthropoda; Insecta; Diptera; Chironomidae
Source: the annotation of a GenBank genome assembly